Messenger RNA from Eucalyptus grandis, 1265 nucleotides. RefSeq names its product SPX domain-containing protein 2. The record is from RefSeq and is a predicted model, not a curated record. NCBI's taxonomy places the organism in Eukaryota, Viridiplantae, Streptophyta, Magnoliopsida, Myrtales, Myrtaceae. The coding region runs from base 249 to 1031 and encodes 260 amino acids. The transcript has 3 exons. Gene Ontology annotation, biological process: cellular response to phosphate starvation.
CAACGUUCGUUCGCUUCCCGGAAACGGAAUUUCAACGCCAACGUUUUCGCCAGCUCCAAAUGUUGGAAGAAGUAAACGAAGUUAAUCCAAUCGUAUAUGUCCGAUGAUAUCUCCCAGGAACACCCGAGAAACCCGAGAAGAAGGACUAGGCUCCAGUCCGAAUAUUCUCACCCGUGCUCUUUCACCCUGUCUCUUUCCCCUUCCUUCAAAAACCAGAGAGGGACCGUGAGACACCAUUGCGAUUACCAAUGAAGUUCUGGAAGAUCCUGAAGAGGCUGAUCGAUGAGGCACAGCCCGAUUGGCGUGACAAGUUCUUGUCCUACAAGGACUUGAAGAAGUGGCUCAAGCUCACUUACCCGAAAGACAGCAGCGUGCGCCAGGUCAAGCGCCUACGCCUGGAUUCCGUGGAGGCGGAAAAGGCAGUCGAAUUUGUGGAACUGUUGGAUGGCGAGAUCAACAAGAUCAAUGAGUUCUUCAUGGACCAAGAGGAAGGGCAUAUCGUCAAGUGGGAGGCAUUGCAAGAUCGGGUAGCAGAGGUCGAGGGCAUGGACAACAAGCUGAUGGAAGUGCAUAGAGAAAUAGUGGAUUUCCAUGGAGAAAUGAUUUUGCUGCAGAAUUACAGCGCUAUUAACUGCAUAGGGUUAGUGAAGAUAAUAAAGAAGUACGACAAGCGAAGCGGCGCGCUGAUCUGCUUGCCUUUCAUCCAGAAGGUUCUGCAACAGCCAUUUUGCAGGACAGAUGUGCUCAAAAAGUUUGUGAAGGAGUGCGACAUAAUACUCAAUCAACUUCCCUUCAAGAAUGACCACCAGAGGGUAAACUUCGAGGCAAAGUACGGCGAGACUGUGGCUGAUCCGAAAGAUAGCCUGGUUAGAGUUCCCAGUGAACUCGUUGGGAUCGAGAUCAUGGAGAGCGUGUACAAGAAGCUCACUUUAUCAGCUUUGCGUGUAUUUGAGGAGAUUCAGAGCAGGAGCUCAACAGUGAGCACGUUCUCGCUACCGCCUCUGCAUAAUAAUCAAAAGGGUGAAGAUUAGAAGAAUCACCCAUUUUGGUAUCACACAAGCUAAUUAGUGAUUUGGAAGGAUCCUUGGCUUCUUAUUAUGCAGUAUCUUUUCUCUUCCUGCUCGAAAGGUCUACUGAUGUCGAUGUUGGUUAUCCUUCUUCUUUUCCAGAGUCAGUUGGUGCUUCUUGUCCUAAAAUUAUCCUUGAACAAGCAGAAUAAAACAUUGAGCUUCUAGUGUGGAAUUUAAGCAAAAUAUUUUGUUUCA